Messenger RNA from Malassezia restricta, 438 nucleotides. RefSeq names its product thioredoxin. The coding region runs from base 1 to 438 and encodes 145 amino acids. Gene Ontology annotation, cellular component: cytoplasm. The record is from RefSeq and is a predicted model, not a curated record. Gene Ontology annotation, molecular function: oxidoreductase activity, acting on a sulfur group of donors, disulfide as acceptor. Lineage: Eukaryota; Fungi; Basidiomycota; Malasseziomycetes; Malasseziales; Malasseziaceae. The transcript has a single exon.
AUGAUCCCCACUGUCCGUGCAUCAGCUGCCCUACGUGCGCCGCUGCGGGCUGUCAUGCGGGCGCCACCAAGCGUUCGUGCUUUCUCGACGUCGAUAGUACGCCGUCGUAUUGAAGAAAACAUCUCAGGCGAGCGUCUAGCCCAGCUCUUACAGGAACAAAGCGCCAAGCCGCUGCUCGUAGACUUUGUGGCUGAAUGGUGUGGUCCGUGUAAGAUGCUGAGUCCUGUGCUGCACAAGCUUGCCAGCUCACCAGACCUGGUGGGCGGCAAGGACAUUGAUCUUGUCACUAUGGACGUUGAUCACGAGAUCGGCGCAGCCCAAAAGUACGGUGUUCGUGCCAUGCCUACCGUAAUCGCCUUCAAGGAUGGCCGACCUGUCUCUCAAUUUGUUGGCGUGCUACCAGAAGCGCAGCUGCGCCAAUUUAUUCAGGGUCUGUAG